UGAAAUAAAGUGUAAGAAUUAUUAACCAUGUCUCGCGCUAGUUUUGUAUUGUUUGUAAUGAUUGGAAUAAUCUGCAGCACGACUAUUGCACAGGACCAGUGCGGGAGAAAUCAAGAGUGGACCACUUGUGGAUCGGCAUGUCCACCAUCUUGUAACUCGCCGCCUAAUCGAGCCUGCACAUUACAAUGUAUUAUAGGAUGCCAGUGCAAAAGGGGAUAUCUGCGAAAUUCUUCAGGAGCAUGUGUGCACUCUACACAAUGUUAGAAAUUAAUUGUAUGUACUUACUAAAGAGUUGACAACUUUUAUUUAAUGUCAACGAGAUUUUUACUAAACAUUUUUAAUUAAAAAUCAUGUCUGUCGAUAUACCAAUACGUAUUAACAUGUAUUGUUAGAUGCAAUAUGACAUAAUUAUUGUUGUUUAUAUAUAAUAAUUACUAAUUAUAAUA
This is a messenger RNA of Cyphomyrmex costatus, 446 nucleotides long. Its product is annotated as chymotrypsin inhibitor. The transcript is spliced from 3 exons. Lineage: Eukaryota; Metazoa; Arthropoda; Insecta; Hymenoptera; Formicidae. The record is from RefSeq and is a predicted model, not a curated record. The coding region runs from base 28 to 264 and encodes 78 amino acids.